AGAGGAAUGCGGCUUCCUCGGCUGCUAACGAAGCCAUGUCGAUGAUCUUGAGGUUGCAGAGGGAAAAAGCCGAGUCACAAAUGGAGUUUAGGCAGUUCAAGAUGUUCACAGAGGAGAAAAUGGCGCAUGAUCAGCAGGAGAUAAUGGCGUUGGAGGAUUUGUUGUAUAAGAGGGAGGAGACGAUCCAGUCGUUGACUUGUGAGGUGCAAAUGUAUAAGCAUAGGAUGUUGAGUUAUGGGUUCUUGGAGUCUGAGGUUGAGGAUGAUGGUGAGAAAGAGAAGGUUCGUUAUGGCCGAAAUGAUGGUGUCAGUGAGGGCAUCGAUGAGCGUUUUGAAAUUUCUUUGUAUGAUUACCCUCCCUUGAAAUGCACUAUUAAUGAGAACCACGUGUACACAGAGAUGGAUAAUGAGGUUGUGGACGUUGAGAAAUAUGCAUUCGGAGAGACCCCACGAUGAUGUGAUCAAUUGCGAGAUUUGGAUCAGAGGAUCAAUCAGUUAGAAUUGAUGCCAAGUAGUCAGACUGAUGGGGAAGUAUUUAACAACGAUGUCCUUGAAAAAACAGUAGUCGCUCAAUUCCCUCCUGUAACAAAUAAAGAAAUAAGCUCUGAUUUUAUCUCAGGUUCUACGAAGUUCGGUGGAAGUGUUGGAAAAGCAGAAAAUUCGCAAACAGAGGAGUAUGCGAACUUGAGGAAGGUGGACGAGUCAUCUGAAGUUGGAGGUGAAAUGAACGACAGAGUGUAGACAAUUGACUCUAUACAUCAGGGUUCUGGAUAUAAUGGUACCUCAGAGCCCAAGGCUUCUGCAGGAAUAGGUGAUGGGCAUACCCCAAGAGAUUCGCUGAAUCAUACUGAUUUUGGGGAUCCUGAGGUCACGAAGCUGUACCUUAGGCUGCAGGCCCUCGAGGCUGAUCGGAAAUCAAUGAGGCAGGCUAUCGUUUCUAUGCGGACUGAUAAAGCACAGCUGAUAUUGCUUAAAGAAAUUGCUCAGCAGUUGUGCAAAGAAAUGUCUCCAGCAAGGAGGACGCCUGUGAGGAAGACAUCUGUAGUCACGAGCUUUUCAUUCAUUUCAAUAUUCAAGUGGAUAAUAUCCUUCGUCUUGUGGAGAAGGAAAGCUCGUCGAUCCAAGUACUUGUUUGGUUUGUCAGCCAACAAUGCGGGUUUGCUAAUGCAUUUAGACAAGGGACCUCGUGUUGGCCAAUGGAGAUGUCUUUCAAGUACACAGGUGUAACACCAAUCCCAUUGGUCCACAUCGACUUCCGAAUCUCUUGUACUCAUUGGCAUGAAUGCAGAAUCGAUUUUAGUCAAGAUUUGUUGUUCCGUAUAUGCCUUGCUGCUGCUAAUUUGAAUACUGGAUUACUUCGUGCAAGUUCUUUUCACUUGAUUGUUGGAAUUGAAUGCAUCUUGCUGAAACAGUCGGCACAAUUAUAGGUGUUCCUUAGCCAUAUGGCUUUUAGAUCUCCUGGUCUGUUGGAAUUUCACUUUAGGUAGUUUACUUCUGUAUAUUGUAGAUUUGUGAAUAACUUUUUUUUAGGGUCUCAAUCAGAAAUGAAUGCUUUGUUUCGUGAUUGGGACAUAGUUGAUUGAUUAAAUCGAAUAUGAGUGCAAUUUUUCCAUUUGUUUUCCCAAUUGAAGCGUGUUUCUUUCCUGAACA
Messenger RNA from Nicotiana tabacum (common tobacco), 1649 nucleotides. The record is from RefSeq and is a predicted model, not a curated record. Lineage: Eukaryota; Viridiplantae; Streptophyta; Magnoliopsida; Solanales; Solanaceae.